Sipha flava (yellow sugarcane aphid) is the source of this 3082-nucleotide messenger RNA. RefSeq lists its product as uncharacterized. The transcript has 4 exons. Bases 243 to 551 code for a protein of 102 amino acids. The record is from RefSeq and is a predicted model, not a curated record. Lineage: Eukaryota; Metazoa; Arthropoda; Insecta; Hemiptera; Aphididae.
UAUUUUACUCUACAGUUACUUGCUUACUUAGUUAAAACUGAGUCGUUUAAUAACUAAUGAUUAAUUAAUGUUAUUUGGUGUUGCAUGCUUGUUUUUUUAUAUCUUGGAUCUUAUUUUAAUUAUGUAAAUUAAUGUUUGAUUAAAAUUAUUACUCGGAAUAAUACUACAGUAUAACAGUUAGGUUUAAUUCGUGUUCAGCGCUCAGCACGCACGUUUGAAGUUUGUUUUACGAGGUAUUGACCAUGGAUGAAAAUACUACUAUUUUGUUCGACAUUUUUUUUAACAGAGUGAUUAUUACUUUUAAAGAACUUUUUAAUGGCCAGUUAAAUAACACAAUGAUUGACAAAUUCAACACAAGUUGUAAGGAUGACCUAGAAUGUCAAGAUGUCGCAUUGUUUUGCAAUUUAACUAGCUCUUUAUGCCAAUGCGCCACAUUUUACUUGCGAAAUGAAAAUGCAGGAAUAUGUGAAUUUCAACAAACCAAUUUGACUAGUUGGUUAAAAACCAACGGAACAACUGAAACAUGGAAACAUAUUGUGUUGCGGACAUAGAAACCCUGAGGUUCCCGAGCUAUAAUACAAAGUAUGUAGUUAUAUUGGUAUCAUUCUAACGGGGAAACUUAUGUUAAAAAGGCUUAGAUAUGAAUUAAUAAGAGCGAAACUUAAUUAAGUGUCAUCACUUCGAUACGAAAGGCAACGUAAAACCAUCAUAUUAUAUCAUUCAAAUAUACAUUUUCAUAACAGAGAAAACUAUAAUCAUAGCACUCAGGCAUCGGCAUACAUGGUUAAUAGGGUGAUAAGAAUCUACGUCUCGGCUCUGAAAAUUUUAACUUGCAACGUGAGAAGUUUAGUUGAAGAUGUAAAGUUGGAGAAGAUUUUGAACGAAUGAGAGAAUGAAAGUCAACAUUUGUGGAUUAUGUGAUACAUAUUCAAAAGAAGCAGGUAAUUUUAUAAUAAAAAAUGGUGAACACAAAAUAAAUUACUUGAUUAACAAUGAACUAAUAAAUCGAUAUAGUGUUGUCGCAGUACAUAAAGAAACAAAGGUGUAAAUUUAAAAAUAUGUAAAUAAAAAUAUAAAGAAGUUAAUGUAGCAAUUAGAAGAAAAUAAGGAAAACCAAGGAGAAAUUCAAUGUUGAAAAAUGUCAAGAAAUUGAAAUGCUGGACAGGAUUCAUAAUAGCUUUACAAAAAAAUAAAAUAUAUUACUGGUAUUAAAAAUAAAAUAAAGUAAAUAAAGGAAAAAUAAAGCUUUAUUUAUCCUACUAGUAGGUAUGCAAAGAAAAAAUGAUAAUACUAAAUUAUUAGAUACUACAAGAAAGAUUAGAAGAUGGAUGGAAUAUAUACAAGAACUUUUUUUUAGAAUAUACCAGGACCAGUUAGUAUUUAUUAGUAUGGAUAAAAGAUUUGAUAUAAUGAAAAAAGAAGUAUCGAGUAUAUCGAAGAAUGCUAAGCCUAGGAAAGCAGCAGGCCCUGAAGAAAUCUCCUCCGAACUCUUACAAUUGUUUGACGAUGAUAUGUUAUAUGUUUUGUAGAUAUGUUACUCGUAGUUAAUUUAUUCAAUACAAUUUACGAAUCAGGAAAGAUUCUAGAAGAAUGGUUAACCUUUAUUUAUUUUAUUUUAUUUUAUUUUAUUUAUUUUAUUGUCUAAUAAAAAUAACCUCGAAGAAUAUUCAGGCUAUAACUUUAAUGAGUCAUACCUUGAAAUUAUUUUUAAAAAUUAUACGUUAAAGAAUAAGUUUUAAAUUAGAAAAUAAAAUAAGUGUGACACAAUUUGGUUUCAAACAAAGAAUAGAGACUAGAAAAGUACUUUUUGGAAUAAAUACUAUUAUGCAAAGGUGCUUAGAUGUCAACAGGAAUAUAUUUGUUUGUUUCAUAUACUUUACCAAAGCAAUAGAUAACAUAAAUAUGAUAAGCUAAUAAAGAUACAAAAGGAAAAGAAUAUUGACAGUUAUAAUAUAAGAAUAAUUUCAAAUAUUUAUUGAAAUUAAAAUGCUAAAGCUGAAGUGGACUAUUGGUAAUCAGACGAAAUAAAAAUCAAACACGGAGUCAGACAAUGUUGUAUUUUAACUCCUUUAUUAUUCAAUAUAUACAGCGAAGCAACUUUUGAAAAAGCCAUCCUCCGCGAACAUACUGACAUAAAAAAAAAAUAGGAAAUUUGUUAAAAAAUUGAGAUAUAACGGUGAUCUUUAUUCUGGUACUUACCAUAGACAAUCUCCAAAGAAACAUGGACAAUAAAUAAAUAUAAAUAUAUAAUCAGUAAAUAUAGUCUUGAGAUGAAUGGUUAAAAAAACUAAAUUCAUGAUAAUAACAAAAGACAAAACGGUCCUUCCCUAAUAUUGAAAUUAAAUUAUCUAUCAACAAUGUCAUAAUACAAAAAGUUUAUUCAUACAAGUAUCUUGGAACAUAAAUUAACAAUUAUGGGGCUAACGGAAGAGAGAUCUGAAAAAGAUAUGAAGGGAGAUAUCAAAUUGAAAUUGCGAGACCUACAUUCUUUAAACUAAGAAAUUUUUUUUUUAAACAUAGAUCUAUCAUUAGGUUUAAGAACUAGAAUGUUGAACUGCUACAUUUUUUUUUUACAUUGCUGUAUGAAAUGGAUUCUUGGACACUACAUAUUAAAAUCUAAGCAUUUGAGAUAAAUUCAUAAUUUAGAAAUUCAGAAUUCGACAAGGAAAUGUACGUGUUCUUUAUCGACUUCAAGAAGGUAUACGAUAGUAUAUAUCGCAAAAUCUUGAUAAAUAUUCUUAGAAAGUAUAACUUCCCACAAAAAUUAAUAAAGUUAAUCGAAACAUAUAUUAAGGAAAAGUUCAUUAAAAUAAGAGUAAGGAAAGCGGAAACCAACCCAAUAAUUGUGAAUUCAGGCAUAAGACAGCGGGAUUCUAUGUCACCUGUGCUCUUUAAUCUGUUAUUAGGGAAACUAAAAUCGGACCCCAGAAGGGGAUGUCACUACAAAGAUCCUCCGUGGCAUUAUUGGCUUAUGCAGACGAUUUGGUCUUCAUGGAUAAAUCACACGAUGGACUAAGAACACUAUGUGGCCGAUACGACUUGAUAUGUUUAACUCAAUAUCAAAAAAUUAUUUUAAUAUACU